AUGUCAUCAUCAUCAUCAGAAGAAGCACAAUAUAAUUUUUAUCUUUAUAAUCCAAGUUUAGCAGCUUCAACUAUAUUUACUGUUAUUUAUUCAAUUUUAAUUAUAUGGCAAUUAUAUCAAGUUGGUUCAGCUAUUGCUUUGAUAGUCUCAUCCAAACGUUCAAAUGCAGAUUUAGAAAGACAAAAUCCUUUCAAAGAUCCAUUUAGUAAACACCAUGAACCAAUUUAUACACCUUCAUCAAAAUAUAUCUUAAUUAUGAUUCCAUUUAUCUUAGGUGUUGCUUGUGAAUUGGUGGGUUAUGUUGGAAGAAUAAUGUCCCAUAAUAAUAUAUCUGAUACGACACCAUAUGUUAUGCAAACUUUAUUAAUUCUUAUUGGACCACCUUUAUUAUCUGCUACAAUUUAUAUGGUUUUUGGUAGAAUGGUUACCAAGAUCUUGGGUAAUGAAGAAUAUUUGUUGAUUAGAUCUAAAUUUAUAACCAAAAUUUGUGUUGUUGGUGAUAUUUUAUCUUUAGCUUUACAAGGUAUUGGUGGUGGUAUUCUAACUGGUGCUCAAGAUAAUAAAGAUAGAUUUAAUCUGGAUUAUUAA
Molecule: messenger RNA, 588 nt
Organism: Hansenula ciferrii
Lineage: Eukaryota; Fungi; Ascomycota; Saccharomycetes; Phaffomycetales; Wickerhamomycetaceae
Exons: 2
Coding region: 1-588 (195 amino acids)
Cellular component (GO): membrane
Source: RefSeq, a predicted model, not a curated record